CUGAGGAGAUCAAUAUCUCCAAGUUCCAAGUAUCUGUUUUCCAUUUGUGGUCACCCUUUCGGAAAAUUCGCUGUAGGUAGCAGGGAGCCAUUGAAUAUUUUUGACCAGUAGUAUGAUAUAGAAAGAGCUGUGCUUCAGGGUGAUUAAUCUGAAUGGAUUGAAAGGGUGCCAGACUGGGCAAGUGACCGGGAGGCAAUCACAAUAACCCAGAAUUUUUCCGAGAGCUCCUGGAGAAUGCAGAGAAGUCACUGAAUGAUAUGUUUGUACGGACCUAUGGAAUGCUGUACAUGCAGAAUUCAGAAGUGUUCCAGGACCUUUUCACGGAGCUGAAAAGAUAUUAUACUGGGGGCAAUGUAAAUCUGGAGGAGAUGCUCAAUGACUUCUGGGCUCGGCUCCUGGAACGGAUGUUCCAGCUGAUAAACCCACAGUAUCACUUCAGCGAGGACUACCUGGAAUGUGUGAGCAAAUACACAGACCAGCUGAAGCCCUUUGGAGAUGUACCCCGGAAACUGAAAAUUCAGGUCACCCGCGCCUUCAUUGCUGCCCGGACUUUUGUCCAGGGGCUAACUGUGGGCAGAGAAGUUGCAAACCGAGUUUCCAAGGUCAGCCCGACCCCGGGGUGCAUCCGAGCCCUCAUGAAGAUGCUGUACUGCCCGUACUGCCGAGGGCUUCCCACCGUGAGACCUUGCAAGAACUACUGCCUCAACGUCAUGAAGGGCUGCCUGGCCAACCAGGCUGAUCUGGACACCGAAUGGAAUCUGUUCAUAGUUACUGACAACUUUGAAGAAGUUGCUGCUAGACCCAUUUUAGAGAACAUGAAAGUCUCAGUUGAUCUCUGCCAGAACUGUCAGCUGCUUUCUAGAAGCAUGUGGGAUUCCCCAGGACUGAGCCCAGCCCAGCCUCAACUUGGGGCACCCAAGCGGCUGGGCAUGCUAGGCCACACCCCUGAGCUAG
Messenger RNA from Leptonychotes weddellii (Weddell seal), 954 nucleotides. NCBI's taxonomy places the organism in Eukaryota, Metazoa, Chordata, Mammalia, Carnivora, Phocidae. The record is from RefSeq and is a predicted model, not a curated record.